Molecule: messenger RNA, 969 nt
Organism: Hyaloscypha bicolor E
Lineage: Eukaryota; Fungi; Ascomycota; Leotiomycetes; Helotiales; Hyaloscyphaceae
Exons: 1
Source: RefSeq, a predicted model, not a curated record
CCAAAGCCACUUCUUCAAACUUCCGAUUACACCAAGACCAGAUUCAAAGAAGGCCUUAUUUUCGCAGAGACACUUUUGCGGAACACAAAGCGAAAAAUAUCUCCGAUUGGUAUGCACUGCGCGACCAUUUACAAAGAAGCAUGCGCCCGCCUUCUGGAUAUGAAUGAAGACGGAGAAAUUUACGAGGAGGAGCCCGAAACCCUUGAUGCUGUUCGAAAGGAAUGGAUCUCAGAUUUGAGGGUUUACGAGCGUGAGAUGCAGUAUAUGGCAUGCUUGAGCCUAACCCACACCGAAAACGCCCAACAGCUGGAAGAUGAGAUCAUCCAGCUCCAACGUUACAAGUUCUACGCCAGAUAUGGAGACAUUUUUGAGCAACUGUGCAAACAGUUGAAGAAGAAUGCCGAAAGGCUGCAGGUUGCAGGAUGGCAAGCAUUACAAUCAAAGUAUUGGUCCCGGAUCCAAUACAACCUCCAAACAGAGGAGAAAGCGUUCCAGAUGUAUCUGAAGGGCGAAAAGUGCGAAGAAGAAUUCCCGACCCAUCUGGCAGUGAAAUAUGCUUGCCAGAGUGUUGGUUUCGAAAUGGACGAAAUGCUCGUUAUCAUUAAGCAGUACGCUACCCGAAAUACGCUCCUCCAUUCGAAUAUCACCCCUCUCAUCAAAGAGGGCAAGUUUGAUACCUUGAAGUCAACUCUCAACCAAGAUCUCUCCGAUGUGAACAACUUGACCACCGAGGCCGAGGGUGUCACAGGCGAUAUACUAAAGGCAAUCAUCUUCAAAAUGAUCCAAACCUGGUACACCAUCUCCCCAGGAGAUGAGGGAAAUCCGGAAGCAUGGAUUGCUUCUGCUGCUCUUGUCAAAUGUCGCCAGGACCUUAAAGGCGGAGAUCUCGCAAAGCAAGCUGAGUUAGAGAAAGACAUCGUGGCGUCAGUCAUCAAAUCACUUCGACAGCGGGAAAAGGAUAUCGAAGCA